CCAGCUCGACGACAGCAAACACAAGCCACAUAUGUACCAGCCGCAGUCGUAGCCGUAGCCGUAGCACUCCCGCCGAAUUUCAUCUCAAAGUGUUCUCAAGUCAGUGCGAAAUUUGUUUUCAAAUCGAAAACAGGGCCUCUGCCAAUCUCUUUACUAUUAAUAACUUAUUAAUAAAAAAAAAAAACUGCUGCAUCCGGGCAAUUAAGAAACGCACAUUUCGAUUACGUUUAUAUGUAAAAUGAAAUUGUGAGAAUUUAACGAUCUUCGGUCCCAUCAACCCUUUUUAUAUUUUUCGCGUCUUGAUCGUCAAGAUGGAACCCGUUAAUGGAAGUAGCAACAAGGGCGACCCCACGGCAAAUUCACCGAGCAGUUCACUGAACUACAGCAGCGAUAUCAAUACAAUCAGCUUGGAGCUGACAAGUGAUCACUAUCACUUCGAGGAUCGCUCUGAGGACUUUCGAACGGUCAAUGGGUUGAAAUACUUGCCCACCUGGCCGGCAGUCAAUUUGGAGUUCUCGGGACUAACCUAUGAGGUGCCGGAUCGGGCGCAUGCACAUAAAAAGAAACAAAUUCUAAGUGGUGUAAAUGGAAAAUUUUGCUCACAUGAAUUAACCGCCAUAAUGGGACCCUCUGGAGCAGGAAAAACAACUUUAUUAAAUUUGUUGGCAGGUUUCGGAACCGUGAGUAGUUCUGGUGAAAUUUUAGUUAACAAUAAUCCAAGGGAUAUGAGAACAUUUCGCAAAAUGUCUCGUUAUAUAAUGCAGACAGACGUUUUGGAUCUUCAGUUUACAGUGCUUGAACUGAUGAUUUUGGCCACGCAUCUUAAACUGGGCACUGAACUCAAAAUGACACAAAAACUAGAAGUUAUAAAUGAAAUUUUGGGAAUGCUACGCUUGAAUGGUGCUGUUAAUACUAAGACACAAAAACUUUCCGGCGGGGAAAGAAAACGUCUUUGUGUGGCUCUGGAAUUGGUCAACAAUCCGCCAGUAGUUUUUCUCGAUGAACCUACAACUGGCCUAGAUGAUCAAUCGAGUUCUCAGUGCAUUUCUCUGCUGAAAAUGUUGGCUGCUGGUGGACGAACAGUCAUCUGCUCAAUUCAUACUCCUUCAGCCAAAAUUUUCGAAAUGAUCGAUACGGUUUAUGUGUUAGCUGAGGGACAAUGCAUUUAUCAGGGCAGUGGAACGAACAUUGUUCCAUAUAUGCAGCAAUUGAAUCUCCACUGUCCCCUCACACACAAUCCGGCUGACUUUAUCAUCGAGGUGGCCUGCAAUGAGUAUGGCGAGGGCUAUAAUGAUCUCAUGGUCGAGGCCAUGGACAAUGGCAAAGUCACUCGCUGGAUGCCACAAUUACAGCAUUUGGAUGGCAAUGGCGGUAAGGUAACUCCAACUCGAACGGAUACAACAUCCGGAGCCUCUUCCUAUUACGAUGAAACUAUUGAACAAUUCGAAGAGGAAAUUAAUCCAAAAUUAUUGCGAUCCAAAUCAAGUUGGUGGAUGCAAUACAAAUUAUUGCUUAUGCGAAUGCUUCUGCAAAUGUGGAGGGAUAAGUCAUAUAUCAAACUGAAGUUCUAUAUGAACAUCGUACUGGCUCUACUUGUGGGAGGCCUUUAUACGGGGGUCGGUCAAUUGGCCUCUAAGGCUCUCUUUAACUUUGGCUUUAUGUUUACCAUUGUUAUAGCCUACCUAUACUUGCCGAUGAUGCCAGUUCUACUAUAUUUUCCCUCGGAAAUCAAUCUCCUGAAACGAGAAUACUUCAAUCAAUGGUAUCGCUUGAGCUCGUACUACGCCGCGUUGGUGUCGGCAAAAAUGCCUUUCAUGUUCAUUCUGGCCAUGAUAUAUCUAUCGAUUGUGUACUUAAUGUCUAGCCAGCCAUUGGAAUGGUUUAGAUUUGCCAUGUUGUUCUUUGUAGCAUUUCUCACGGCCUUGACAUCAGAUAGUUUUGGCCUACUUAUAUCCAGCAGGCUUAGUUUAGUGAAUGGAAUGUUCAUGGGUCCUGUGCUGGCGGUUCCGCUAAUCCUCCUCUCAAUCUAUGGCAUUGGCUAUGGCAAGGAUGCAUACAUUUCGCCGAUUAUGAAAUUUUUAAUGUCCUUGAGUUUUCUGCGCCAUGGCAUGGAAGGACUCGUUGCCGCCCUCUAUGACUAUGGGCGGGGCGAUACAAUUUGCCAGGAUGAGGAACUCUUUUGCCUAUUCAAGAAAUCUCAGUUUUUGCGUGUGUUUUUAGGUUUCGAUAACACCAAUUAUUUAUGGUCAGUCACCUGCUUAUUUGGAUUUUAUCUCCUGUUUACAAUUGCUGCCUACAUCCUGAUACGUCAACGACUAAAGAGAUCUACGGCUAACCCAAUUGUGGCCUAUGUCUUGCAGCUGCUGACAAAACACUUUAAUUUUACUUCAUAUAAUUAUUGAAGUAAUUGUUUACUAGGAUUACUAUCUAUGCCAUGUCUUUGUUGUGGAAAAUCUUGUGAUUCCUUCUAAGUUAACUUAGGGAUAAAAUAGUGUAGUAUACUUAUAUGGGCAAUGUGAGUGAUAUUCCAAUAAUGACGAAACAAAAUAUAUAUUUUUUUAAAUAAA
Molecule: messenger RNA, 2567 nt
Organism: Drosophila willistoni
Lineage: Eukaryota; Metazoa; Arthropoda; Insecta; Diptera; Drosophilidae
Product: ATP-binding cassette subfamily G member 4
Exons: 10
Coding region: 312-2402 (696 amino acids)
Cellular component (GO): plasma membrane
Molecular function (GO): ABC-type transporter activity; ATP hydrolysis activity; ATP binding
Source: RefSeq, a predicted model, not a curated record